Apaloderma vittatum (bar-tailed trogon) is the source of this 774-nucleotide messenger RNA. RefSeq names its product C1q and tumor necrosis factor related protein 8 (gene C1QTNF8). The transcript has 2 exons. The coding region runs from base 1 to 774 and encodes 257 amino acids. Lineage: Eukaryota; Metazoa; Chordata; Aves; Trogoniformes; Trogonidae. The record is from RefSeq and is a predicted model, not a curated record. Gene Ontology annotation, molecular function: protein binding.
AUGAGCCCCGUGUUUCUCCUGCUCUUGGUCUUCACCGGCAAUGUCGGGGCAACACUGGAAAAGGGCCUGCCAAGACGGGAGCCACGGCGCCUCUCGUGCGUGCGGUGCUGCGGGCCUGCCGAGCAGCCCGUCUCCAUCGUCUCCUCGCGAUACACAAGGAUGAGCAGCGACCCUUCCUAUUCCGUACCCAAAGUCCAGCCCACUAUAGACAUCACCAUCCUCAAAGGUGAGAAAGGUGAAAUGGGAGAAAGAGGAUACCCUGGAGCAGUCGGGAAGGCAGGAGAAAGAGGACUACGUGGCUUCAAUGGACGGAAGGGACAGAAAGGCCAGCCUGGCCCACAAGGCCAUUCCUGCAAGCAGCUCUACGCUGCUUUCUCGGUGGGUCGGAGAAAACCCCUUCAUAGCUCAGACUACUUCCAGCAUGUCACUUUCGACACAGAGUUCGUGAACCUCUACAAGCACUUCAACAUGUUCUCGGGGAAGUUCUUCUGCUACGUGGCAGGAAUCUACUACUUCAGCCUCAACGUCCACACCUGGAACUUCAAGGAGACCUACCUGCACUUGAUGAAGAACGAGAAAGAGGUGGCCAUCCUCUACGCCCAGCCCAGUGAUCGGAGCAUCAUGCAGAGCCAGAGCCUGAUGCUGGAUCUGCAGGAAGGAGAGGAGGUCUGGGUGAGGAUGUUCAAGAGGGAGCGAGAAAAUGCCAUCUAUAGCGAGGAGUCUGACGUUUACAUCAUCUUCAAUGGGCAUUUAAUCAAGCCGGCCGUAGAGUAA